This is a messenger RNA of Bacillus rossius redtenbacheri, 10328 nucleotides long. It is a transcript of the gene Atac2, whose product is annotated as cysteine-rich protein 2-binding protein. The record is from RefSeq and is a predicted model, not a curated record. Gene Ontology annotation, molecular function: histone acetyltransferase activity. Lineage: Eukaryota; Metazoa; Arthropoda; Insecta; Phasmatodea; Bacillidae. The transcript has 12 exons. Bases 127 to 2115 code for a protein of 662 amino acids.
AGAAUAAAGCCAACUUCAGCCUAGUCUAAUAAGAACGCCAAGUUACUGUUCGGUUGAGAAGAUACAACCCACGCGAACGGAGUAAUAGCCACUGUUUUGAUUUUAAUUUUUGAGGUUAAUUUAAACAUGUCGGUUUGCAGGUACUGCGCUUUGCUGAUUAAUGUCAAUAAUUCACCGUAUUUCACUUGUGGCAGCUGUAAUUUACCUACUCACAGUGACUGUCUAAAGACCUCUAGAUUUCCCAGUACAUUGCUGGGUGAUGUAUUUUUUAAUUUCACUUGUGAAGAAUGCAGUCCAGUGGGGAACGAAGAGUUCACAAGAAACAAGUUAUCUUGGUUGUCAGUGGUGGUUAUUGCCCUGUACAACCUGCACAAACGGUCCAUUGGGCUCAGCCACAAGGGCUACUUCCACUGGAAGCUGCAGAUCUGCGGACUCAUCAACAAGAACUGGAACCAACUAUUUGGGAAUGUCGUGAAGAAGAAGAACUGGAUGGGCACAGUGUCUGGGAUACUGUCGCACUACAGCCCCAAGUUCUUCCACUCGGGCACGGAGGACCUGAAUGAGCUGGGCUGGUGGAAGCUGACCCAGCUGGUCACGCCCCAGGCCAUCAUGCAGCAGUACAGUAGAUUGCAGCAGGACAGGAAGAAGGUGGGAGCGAAGGUUCCCGAGUCGGGCUCAUCCUCUCAGGGUUCGACUUCUCCAGCAUCCAGCUCGGCUAGGGACUCGAGCCUGUCUGCAUUCGACGACGCCAGCAGCGUUGAGUUUGGCCUGGGAGAUGUCUCCAUGCCCCUCGGCCUCAAGAUGUUCCAGAACUCGUACCUGGGGCACAACGACCUGCUGCUGGAGCACCUGUUCGACGGCAGCCUCGAGGACGACUGCUCCGACGUGGACGUGGACGUUGACGUGGACGUGGAGGAUAGCCGGCCGCUGAGCCUGCCCAGCUCCUCCUACAGCCGCGCCCUGUCCCAGAUGGACAGCUUCCUGCUCGGCACCUACCAGGAUCCUUUCGAGAGCUGCAGCCUGGGACGGGGCAGCUCAGUGCUGGAGCCCCUGGACGGCGGUCCAGGCCUGGAUGCUGAUGUGGAGGACGUGUGUGAGGACCCGCCUGUGGUCUUCUCCAGCCCCAGCCUCAUCACUGUCCGCAAAACCACGACGUGGCCGUGGGAGAAAGAGGAAAAGCCUCCUGACAACGGGGGCGGGGCGCGCUGCAUGCCGGCCAGCGUGUACGAGGAGCACCAGCUCCUGUCGCGGCUGCACCGGGUGCCCGAGGUGGAUGCCCCUGGGCCGGUGCGCCGACUCCACCGCAAGCUGUGCGUUCGUCGCCUCAAGAGGGAGCGCGGCCUGCCCCUGUUCGACCUGGACCGCGGCGGCUACGGGAGCAGGGAGCGGCGGCCUGCUGGCGGGCCGGGGGAGACGAGGGUGCUGGACCGCUUCCAGGUGCAGUCAAGAAGGUCUCAGGAAUUAGGUUCUGUAGAGUCGCGCCACUGCUCCUUCAUGGUGCGCCUGAUGGGUCAGAGCGAGCCCAUGUGUUUCUGCAGUCCGUACACUCAUAGGCUGCUGAAGCCGUACAUCUGGAGAGACGGCGAGACCACGCCGCUGUGGCUGAAGCUGAUGCAGGAAGUGCAGGCGCGGGCCAACGAGAGCGUCCCCGGCUGGUCGCUGCCCCCGCGAGCACCCAUAGACUACAGCUACGUGCGACCCGAGCACAUUCCCUACAUCAACAGAAUGGCCUGCGAGUUCUUCUACCCAGGCAUCGACCUGACUGAAUGCCUACAGUAUCCAGACUUCAGCUGUGUGGUACUAUACAAGAAGCUGGUGGUGGGGUUCGCGUUCAUGGUGCCUGAUGUUGGCUACAAUGAGGCCUACAUCUCCUUCCUUUUUACAAGACCCGAGUGGAGGCGAGCGGGAAUAGCUACCUUCAUGCUCUACCAUCUCAUUCAGACGUGCAUGGGCCGGGACGUGACGCUGCAUGUGUCAGCCACCAACCCUGCCAUUAUUCUCUACCAGAAAUUUGGGUUCAAAGUAGAAGAAUUCGUGCAGGACUUUUACGACAAGUACUUCCCCAUGGACUGCAAGGAUUGUCGACAUGCCUUCUUCCUGAGGCUUAGUAGAUAAGCCGUCCACCCUCUUUUAACUGCUCGUCCAGUUUCGCUUCAGAGAAUCACAUUCUGCCAGGAUGCGGUCAGCUUGCAAAGUCCAGUGCUGAGUUAUGAUAAUGAUGAGUGAAGACUGAAGUGAGUCAGUCUGGGAGAGUGGGAGGCUUAGCAUCGCUUCGCUUCCUGGAGGUCUUCCGCUGCGUCUUGAAGAUGGCCGGGUCCACACUGUGUGUCUCCAGGUCCCACUCCUCGCCAUGCGUCGGAAAAUUGUCGUUCUGGAGGAGGUGUGGCGCGAUCAUUGCGAACAUUUGCUGUGCAACAAAAUUGAACCAGUAUUUUAUGUCUUCUAUUUACCAUACAAGAGAGACAAAUUUUCUGUUCCAGAUGUCAGGAAAGUUUUGAGCUUAGUGACAUUCCAUGUCCAUUCAGCAGGAUUGUUGAGUUUUAUUUCAUAUUAAUUGAGAAUGGACAAAUGUUCUUUGCUGUGUUGUAUUUUCACGUGUAUUGUGUGCACUGCAAUGAACUUAAUUUUUAAACAAUUUAUUGCAUGCAUUUUUUAACUAAAAUUUAUACAAAUGAUAGAGAAUAAAAUUCACUAAUUUUAUAUGGUGAUUUAUUAUGAAAAGUAAGGUCAUAUCAGUUCAUAGUUAAUUUUUUUCUUAAGUUAAUAUUGAGUAAGGCACCUAGAAAAUUUAUUUACACAUUGUGUCAAACUUCUUAAUAGUGCAUGUACAAAAGUUACAUCAAAUAUUUUAUGAUACUGCAUUGCAAUAUAAAUAUUUUUCAGAGAAAUUAAAACCAAUGCAUAUACAGUAAAAGUCCGUUAUAACGUAAAUUUAUAACUGCGCCAAAAGUUUAUGUUAUAGCGAAUUUUCGUUAUAGCGAAUUUUCGUUAUAGCCAAAAUUUUAAAAAAAAUCUUAUUUUUGCAGCAUUUUUAAAAUAUAUUAUUUUCUCGCUUGUUUUUACUAUGGAAAUUCACAACCAAAGUAAAGGAUAUAUACAUAAAACUUACUAAAAUAACAUUUUUAAGCUAUAUCAGCACUUGCCGACUAUAAGACCGCGUGGCCGUGAUAAGGCCGUCACGCACAUUGUGGCUAAGCGCACAGCUGUUUGUUUACAUGGAAAUGGGCGGGCAGGGUCACGCAAGGUCAUGCUGGCCGCUUCCUGUCGCUUUGACUGCAGCUGGUUUGCUGGAGACAGCUGAUGAUAUCGGGUGCAUAUUUGCGGAGUUUUGAAUACAAAAAAAAAAUUAAAAAAUCUCUAAUUACGUUGGACAACCUUACAAAUUAUAUAAAAUAAUUUUUCCGACAAUUGGUUAGUAACACAAAAAUAAUCACUCGUUCAGACCCUUGGAAAAUAACACAAAAUUAAAAAUCACUUUUUAAAAAACGAAUUAAUUUUCGUUUGCCUUGAUUUCACUAGACUUUCGGACAAAAUAAACGACUGAACCUCUUGGAAGUUCAUCAAAUCUUUCGUCGAAGCAUUUGUAUGCUGAUAAAAACGACUGAAUGUGUCAAGUGCCUCCAUCAUUGACGUUUUCGACGGAACAGAUACGACACUUGGUUCGUCGUCAUCUUCAGACGCCGCUUCGUUUUGAUUAGAAGAGACGAGCUCGACAAGUUCCGUGUUCGUCAACUCCCCGCACGCUUACGAUGCAAGUGUGAGUUGUGAGACGAGUUAUGCUCAUUUACGGGCUACAGUCGGCACGAUUCUAAAUAAGUAAUGCUCGCAGCAGGGCCGUCUUGCUUUCGUCGCCACGAGGCAAGCUAUGCUCGCUGUGGGGCCCCACCUUGUGUGGUGUUGCCAAGACGGCCACGUCAUGCGCGUUGUUUCAUUUGCCGGACGCCUGAAAUUGUGCGAAGCUGUUUUUCAUUUAUUAAGGAAAUUGUAGACAUUUUCUCAUUGUUUUAGAGCAAAAUUACAGGUGUGUAAUCUAUUGCUAUAGCGAAUAUGAGCCCACGCUGCAUUCGUUAUUUCCGAAAUUUUUAUCCUACGCAGCAUAUGCAAAACUGACGGUGCCGAUGGCAAUUAUCGUUAUAGCGGACUUUACGUUAUAGACCGUAUUCGCUACAACGGACUUUCACUGUAGUUAACUAUUCAUGCAAAGUGAGUGGUAAUAUAUAACUACUUUAAGUUACUUUUUCAGCAAGUCAGUGUGUUUCAAGUGUCCUAACAUUUAAAAAUGGUCCUAAAAUAGCUGCAAGAAAGUGUUCACAAUGGGAAAUUCUUUGAUAUUGGUCCCUGCCAGCUUAAAACAAGAUUCAGAAGAAAAAAAGACCUUCACUUUUUUUUAUUUUUUUUAUAAAAAAAAGAAAGAAUUAUUAUUUGUAGCUAACAUCCCUAUUCACCAUAAUAAGCCUUGCACCCUUAAUAUUUAUACCAUAACCAAUAAUAUUCGUUGUUUAAAAUAAGCUUUGCACGAAACUUUUAAAUACUUGUGACUAUAUUUCACUGAACUUGGGUAAUUAUUCUAAAUUAUAAAUCAAAUUUUAAACUAAUAGCAUUCUUUGUAAUGGUGUUUAUGUCGGUCAUUUUUUUUCAACAUACUUUAUUCCUGCGACACGAGUACUAUUAAGUGUGUGAAUACUUCCAGUAAAAAUCUAUGUAAAUACAUGUCUAAAGAUAUUCUGCAGUAAAUAUUUUAUUUAUGGAUUAAGUGUGAAUAAUAUGUUUACUGUGAUGCAUGAAGAAAAGUGCCAUUAAUGUGAAAUGGCUACUGUCCGUAGCCGUUCUGUUUACUGCAGUGAAUCGCCAUUAACCUCUCGGUCACAAGUACCAAAAUCAAUGUCAUGAUAAAAACAUACUAAAUAGGCAUGUGCGAGAAAGACUUUUUUGAAUUCGAGACGAGAUCGAGAAAGCAAUUUAAAAAUUCUCGAGAAUCGAGUCGAGAUCGAGAAAUCUGUACUUUAGUUAACAGGAUAAUAUGAUCCAAAAAAGUAAAACUCAAUAAUCUGACAAACAUACAUAAUUAUUCAAUAAUUUUAUCAAGUACAGUAUCCACAAUUGCAAUUACAACUUUACCUUUACACUCAAGUUUAUUUGCCUAUUGUCGUAUGUAAACAUACGUUAUUGACUCCAUAGUCUAUACAGUUUCCUUGAGCCAUGGACGGUACUUGAUCAUGAAAGUCUGAACAUUCGCCACUAUCGAUACGGACCGCAAUUUAAACAUCAUGUUGCUUGUUAUAUACUGCUGGCCUUGUGUAUAACCUAAGGCCAUAAAACAAAAUGCAAUCGCGGAAGAAUUCUGCAGUCAUGUUUAUAUUUUUAUUUUUUACCGUACCGUUUUACGUUGAUACUUGAUAUUGAUACCGAAAAUAAUUUAUUUUAAACUUUAAUGUUGGUUUUAUUGACGGAAAAUAAUCAUUUUCUUCUGUAAUUUAAUGUGAUAACCACAGCACAAUUCAUUGUUUACGUUUACCGUUUCAUGUAGUGACUUGUGAACGGAAGUUGUUCGUUUUUAACUUUUUAAUAAUUUAUCGUGUAUACUAUCGUAACAAGUAUAUUUUAUUUUAUACGAUCUACGUUACGUUGAAGAUAUGUUAAUUAUUUCAACACGCAACACAAAAUGUCGCCUCAAUAUAUUAUAUUACCUAACCUAUUUCUUGUUUACAAAAUUCUCGAAAAUUCCGAGCCAAAAAUAUUAUCUCGAGACGAGAUCGAGAAAAUUUCUGUCUCGACUCGUUCUCGAUGAUGCCGAGACUCGCACAUCACUAAUAUUAAACAACAUAAAUUGAGAAAUUUCUGAAGAAGCACACACAUAAAAUUCUCACAUUUCGAAUUAAUUUCCACCACCAUUCAAAAACAAAUCUUUACUCCAGUCAUGUAUCUAAUUUUCCACCACAAUACACUUUCUUCCCGCUGCAAGAUUUCCUGAUAAAAAAAAAUCCAGCAUGCAAAAUGAGUGUCGUUUAUAAGCAAAUGCAGUUUACUCAAACUUGGAGCUUGACAAAACUAGUGUCAUCCUAACACAUAAGGCAUUUUCAACUUUUAAAUAAGCUGCACAAAAUUUUAUGAAAAAUUGUGGCAGGGUACAUACAGUAUUAUCAAUAAUGUUGUUACAACAUGCCCCUGGACCACGAACAGCUCACCUCUGCCCAGGGCGUGAGGCCGGCGGGGGUGUGUCGGAACUGCCACUGCGGCAGCCCCAGGUGCACCAGCAUCAUGCGGAAGUACUGGGUGAAGCCGCGGGCCAGCGGGUGCCACCGGCAGCAGCGGUCCAGCAGCCACACGGAGGGGCCGUGCCGCUGCAGCUCCCGCUCCGCGCCGCCCACGUACGCCAGGCACACCUUGCCCAGCCCCCCGCACGGGUCCAGCUCAAACACCUUGCAGUGCGCCCCCAGCGACGGCCGCUGCAAGCCCUCCUCCUGCUGCUCCCCCCGCCAGCACGCCUCCGCGUCCAGCGGGUUGGGGCAGUCCGCGUCGCCGCCGCUCUUCAGGCCUCCCACGCGGCGCAGCUCUGAGAUGGCGUUCACGCGCAUGUUCCCGACGGGCAGCACCUGCCCUGUGGAACCACUCGUAGACUGACGACACAUGGUCUCAGGGCCCCCUUCCCAUUACUUGUCAAGUACAAUUUUUCAACCCCAACAAUUAAAAAAAUACAUGUAUAAAUACUAGGGAUGGGUCGUGUCAAUUCUUCGGUGCUACAAUUCCGCCGAUUCUGCCAGGAAUCGGAACCGUCGAUUCUUCCACCAAGUUUCAAGGAAUCGUAUCGUAUUUAGUAUGGUACUAAGCACUCUUAAUAAUUUAGAAAAAAAGUUUUUUCCUGAAUGAAACCAGCGAUUCCUGCUAAAAUUACCGUUUCUUUCGGCCAGAAUAUUGUCACAAUAUUUACGUAACUCACCUUGCACUUUGAUUUUAAAAUUCGGUAAAUUACGUAAUAGUUAUAUCACGUUUAUAUUCGUUGCAGUUUCAGCUUAUACAAUUACAUUAUAAAAGUCAUUAGGAUCAAAUGAAAUAUUUGUUUUCCAAACUCUAGAAUCAUAACCGUGUUUUAACUUGUUUCAUGUUGAAUUACACAAUACGUAAAGAAAGCAAAAGAAACAAAUUACAAAUACAUCAUCUCAUCUAGCCGAGUCCGCCAUACUUUAACAUUGUAAACAGCUAACAGAGCAUGCAACAUAACAAAAGCAAUAUUCUCUAUCAUAAUUUCUUUUGUUUGAAGUUUUUAAAUGGUUAAAAUUGGGUUAGAACACGAAAUAUAUCACGGUAUUUUUAUUUAAUAUAAUAAUAUAUUUAACUAGUAUGUCUUAUUAAUUAACUUUUUUUCGUUUGCUUCGCACAUAGAUGGUACAUUUUGACGCGGCUGAGCACUCACUGAAUGAGAUGAAACAAGAAAGCCUCCAUAUUAUCUACUACUUUAUGUUGUAACCUCACUUUUGUUUCUAUUAACACGCUUUUGUCCUAUCAGGAUAAACACAAUCAUAAAAAAGAAUGUUGUGCUCAACUGGGGCUUCUGAAUUUAUGCCCCAAGAAUUUCGUCCUCAAUGGCCCUGCGCAGACACACGCAAAAUUGGGGUUAUUUUCUGGCACCAUGGUAGGCUCCACUUCUUGCACACAAUCCGGGUGGUGUUUGUUGAUUGGCAGUUGGUCACACGUGAUUAGAUCUCGCGCUUCUUGCAAGUUUGUUAUUAGCUCUAAGUUUUUCAGGGUGUUUCAAAUAACCUGUGAACCACUCAUAGAGGCGAUUAAAAUGUAAGACACUUCGCAGUAUAGGUAGAUUGUUGUCAAAUGAAGUGGUUUGAAGCAAAGGUGUGUAAGUGACAAAAUAUAGAUAUGUAGUAUGUAAAGUUGGAGGAUAAUAUUAAACUGUUUGGUCCCAAAGGAAUACAUAUUUAAUCCAAGAAUUUUGCUGCCAUGAAGUAUUUUUUUUGGUAAACUACUUAUCAAAAUGUUCACUCUCUUUGGAGGCUUGAGGCUUAAUUUUCAAAACAAUCCUGUAUUCACUUAUAUUUCUUUGCUUCUGACUGCCUCAAAUAAUAAAACCAAUUUUGCAGAUCUCUAAUGAUAUGACACAGAUUGAUUCUUGUGUUUUGCAUAAGAGGCCAACAAUUAUGUACUUGAGAUUUACCAACAAAACUGUCAAAAUCAGUUGAUGAACGACAUGUGCAUUUCUUUGCAAAUAAUUCUCCAACAUACACACAUUUCAAUGAGAAUAUGUCUUACAAAUUGGGAUAUCAAUUUGAAAAGUGGAAAGUAAUGUAAAUAGAACAGAUUUAGGGACAUAACAAAAUGUAAACCUGACUAUUCAAUUUGUGAAUAUACGUAUAUCGUUACGAUAAGGGUUUUCACAUGCGCCAUUAAAACAAUUUUUGUAUAUUUAGGGGUCACUACUAUUAAUAAAAAAUAAUCUAGAAUGUUGGAUUCUGGGUUACUCUUCUACUUUGAGAGCAGAUAUUAGACAUCAAACAAUGUUUGAUUAGAUAUCAAACAAUGUUUGAAAAGUUUUAAAAGUUUACUGUAUAAAAAAACUAGGAGACGAAAUCACGAAGAAUAUUGCAAAAAAAAUACGUACAAUUUUGAGGGAGUUGGCAUAUUUACUCAAUAGGAAUCCCAAGAAACAACUAUUAGUAGAAUGUGCUUGUGACAAUUCAAUUCCAAAAAGGUACCACUCAGCGUUCGCAAACUAAUUGGACGCUGGACAUAUCUGAAUGCACCAAUAAAGAAGUUUUAAACUACUACUGCAUUCCAACUCUGACAUACAAAGCUUUACAACCACAAUAAUGCACUAGCUGAAUCUUUCAUGACAUGCGUUUAUGAUGGUUCAAUUGCUAAACAAGCCAUUCAGUUUUGAGUCCAUAGACUGCCGCCUGCACGCUGGGUUUAUAUCCAUACUUAAUCCACGUAAUAUUUUCUUUGUGAAAUUUACGGAACUGCAGCAUCUCCUCCUAACAAAAGAGCAUCAUACAAGACAGAAUAGCAUAUAAAAGAACCAAGCUGUACCGUGUUUUAUCACAGAAUCGUCGCACGCGCGUAAUCGUCGCAACCAUAUUUUUGGCUGUCAAAAAUGGGAUAAAAAAACUUCUCGUGUAAACGUCGCAUGAUGUUUUUGGUCCCGCUAGUAGAUGCCAAACGCUUUGUGUAGGUAUCUUUUCCAUAUAAAACGAUGUAUUUUAAAGUAGAAACCUAAUAUUUAUUCGUUCAUUACCACGUACUUAAUAAAUUAACGGAAAAAUACGACGUUGUUUGGCGUGUAAAUUUUCUUACAAAGACGUUUUUAAAAGUUAUUUCCUUUAUCUGAUCGUCUGCGUCGCCGCGGUGUAGGUAUAAUCUAAAAUUUAAUUUCGGUCAUUACCACUUAUUUAUUUAAUUAACGGAAAUACAAAGUUGUCUGACGUGUAAAUGUUCUUUUAAAGACGUUUUUAAACGAUAUUUCCUUUAUCUGAUUGUCUGCAUUACCGCGGCGUACCGCUUAUAAAAAUGUAGCCAGCGCAUCAUUCAUGUUUGGUUAUGUUGCUUCCCGUAUAGAGCGCGCGCACGUAGUCGAAUAUCGAUAUCUCACCGAUUGGAUCCAACGCGCGCGCUCUCUGUCAGGUGCCGAGUUAACUACAUUUGAUAGCCCGCAUUCUUUCGUGGCAAGUGUGUACACUACGACACGUUAGUUCACGCGUUCGCUUUAGAGUUUUGGUUUUUCUAUUUAAAGUUGAAGAAAGGUUUUUGUUUAAGGAAUUAUUAAUAUAGAUUGUUUGGCGUGCUCUUGUAUACUCCGCCUUUUUUUUUAAAUAAACGUACUUUCCAUGAACGGGAUUUGUUUUUAUGAAUAACUUUACCUAACAAAAAAAAUUUUUCCGCACAAUGGUUGCACCCCUACUUUUCAAACUUGAUUUUAGAAUAAAAUCUGCGACGAUUAUGCGAGAAAACACGGUAGUUUUGCAUUACAAAAUAAACUUAAGUAAUUACAAAAAAUACUGGAGUUCCACACACUUUCUAUAGUUAUUGUAGCCAAAAGCCCAUUUCCCGUUCUGUAGAGUCUUCUUUCUUGGGAAUGCCUGGAUUUAAUUGAACUACUUAAUAUUACCUAGGUAUACUUAAAAUGAAUAGUACCGUAAUUAUCUUUUCAUGUAGGUAAUCGGUAAUAGCCAGUAAGAUUAAUUUAAUCUCCCUUGGCAUUUCACUAAAGGUGCUUAAGACAGGAGGAAUUGUUUCAAAGAUCCUUUGAUCCGUGCCCAUCAAAAUUGGCAUCGAGCAGUUGGCAUAACAGGCACAUUAAUAAAAUGAACUUGUGCUCAGAAAUG